Messenger RNA from Punctularia strigosozonata HHB-11173 SS5, 1710 nucleotides. RefSeq lists its product as uncharacterized. Gene Ontology annotation, cellular component: plasma membrane; fungal-type vacuole membrane. The transcript is spliced from 18 exons. Lineage: Eukaryota; Fungi; Basidiomycota; Agaricomycetes; Corticiales; Punctulariaceae. Gene Ontology annotation, molecular function: transmembrane transporter activity. Bases 86 to 1648 code for a protein of 520 amino acids. The record is from RefSeq and is a predicted model, not a curated record. Gene Ontology annotation, biological process: transmembrane transport.
CAAAAGUCUACUCCACCGCAGCUUGACGACUUGCACCACUCUUCCUCGCUAGCUCGUCUUUCGCCAUCGACCGCCUCCUGUUCUCAUGGCGGAGGAAAACGCCAGCUACGGCUCCGAGAAGCAGUACAAGGAUGUGGAGGGCGUAACGACGUCUGAACUACCUGCGGAUCGGUUGGAAGAGAAAGCUCCGGAAGUCGUCAUUGCAAGCCGCUUUGGUACCUUCGGAACGGCUUUGAAUAUCCUCUUCCAGAGGGGCGUAGAGGCCAGAGGCGUCGAGCGUGUACCAGAAAACGAACGUUCCCCUAGGAACUCAUGGAACAACCUCCUGAUGUGGUUCAGUGUCAAUUGCGUGCUGACAACUGUUCCGAUCGGUGUCCUUGCUCAGGAGUUCUAUACCCUUACGUUACCCCACGCGAUCGGCAUCAUCAUUGGCUUCGCUGCCAUUGGUUGCGCUACCACCGCAUUCAUAGCUACACUUGGGCCUCAAACCGGACUGAGGACCAUGGUUAUAACGAGAUACAGUGUUGGCUACGUUGGCGGUGCUAUAUUCUCCAUUUUGAACAUCCUUACACAGUUGGGUUUCAGCGUCAUUGCAGUAAUUCUCGGCGGACAGACAUUACAUGCUGUCAAUCAUAAUCUGCCACUUGUUGUCGGUGUAAUAAUAAUUGGCAUUUGCUCAUUGCUCGUAUGCUUCGUUGGCUACAACUUCUUGCACCACUAUGAGCGCUAUGCUUGGAUAGUCACCUUCAUCAUAUUCAUGAUGAUCUACGGCCUUGGCGGACAUGCGGGGUACCACCCUGAAGCGCAAAAGCCGAACGAGGACCGAGGGGUAGACUACAGCGCCGACUUGUUGUCGUUCGGCGGUAUCAUCUUCUCCAGCUGCUCUGGAUGGGCUCCCGUCGCCGCGGACUACAACGUGCGCUUACCGGCAGACAUCAACCCUCUCUAUGUCUUUACCCUGACGUGGCUCGGGCUGUUCAUCCCCAUCGUGCUCAUUGUUUCCCUUGGCGCUACCCUGAUGACGAUCACCAACGAGGCUUAUGUGAACGCUUUCGCUGAUGGCGGAACCGGUGGUCUCAUUGGCCAGGUUUUGUCGCCGUGGGGCGGGUUCGGCAAGUUCUUGCUUGUUCUGCUGGCGCUUAGUGUCAUUGCGAACAACAUACCUAAUACAUACUCUGCGGCGCUUUCCAUCCAAGCAUUACAUAAAUGGUUCGCCCUUGUUCCUCGAGCGAUCUGGACCAUACUGGUAUUUGUAAUCUAUACCGUCGCUGGUGUUGCUGGCCGCGAGCACUUCUCUGAUAUUCUGUCCAACUUCCUGGCCAUUCUCGGUUACUGGACGGCAUUCUUCUUUGUGGUGCUGUGCGAGGAGCACUUCAUCUUCAGGCGCAAGAACGGAAGGCUCGGCGGGUAUGACUUGACGGCGUACGAUUCGCCGUCGAAGUUGCCUCUCGGCAUCGCUGGUAUCCUCGCUUGCUGCUUCGGUGUCGCUGGCGCGGUGGUCGGAAUGGCCGAGGUUUGGUACAUCGGACCGUUGGCGAAACAUCUCGGACCAUUUGGCGGUGACAUGGGCUUUGAGCUCGCUGCUGCAUUCACGGCUGUCACAUAUCCGCCUUUACGCUACUUAGAAAUUCGUUAUACCGGUCGUUAGUGUUGUAAUCCUGGAUUGAUGUUCUUAAGAGACGCGUAACGCGAAUUGUUUGUUCAAUCUAC